This is a messenger RNA of Caenorhabditis bovis, 861 nucleotides long. Lineage: Eukaryota; Metazoa; Nematoda; Chromadorea; Rhabditida; Rhabditidae. The record is from the annotation of a GenBank genome assembly.
AUGCUAGACAUCAGAAGAUUUGAUAUAUACCGAAAGGUGCCCAAGGACUUAACGCAACCUACCACUGCAGGGGCUGUUAUUUCAAUCAUUUGUGUUAUUUUUAUUACUUUUAUGGUUUUUAAUGAUAUUUUGGCAUAUAUUUUCAUAGAUUUAAAAAGCGAGUUUUAUAUUGAUGAUCCCGGCAGAGAAGGAAAAAUUGAUGUAGAAGUAAACGUUACUUUUCCAAAUAUAGGUUGCGAAUAUCUUGGCGUUGACAUUCAAGACGAGAAUGGACGCCACGAAGUUGGCUUUGUUGACAAAACCACAAAAACACCCGUUGACGACAAUGGAUGUAGAUUCGAAAGCAAAUUUGAAAUUAACAAGGUGCCUGGAAAUUUUCAUUUAUCGACCCAUUCAGCUCCUGCACAACCGGAAUCUUACGAUAUGCGCCAUAUAAUUCAUUCCAUAAAAUUUGGUGAUGAUGUUUCGCACAAAAAUUUGAAAGGAAGUUUCAAUCCAUUGCACGACAAGGAUACAACUUCUGAAGGACCGUUGAAUACUCAUGAAUACAUUCUAAAAAUUGUUCCGUCGAUUCAUGAAGAUUAUUCUGGAAAUAUCCUACACAGCUACCAAUACACAUACGGUCAUAAAUCGUACAUUACUUAUCAUCAUUCCGGCAAAAUCAUUCCAGCUGUUUGGUUUAAAUAUGAGUUACAACCAAUAACAUUGAAACAAACCGAAACGCGGCAGUCGUUUUACGUUUUUCUGACAUCGAUAUGUGCUGUAGUAGGAGGUACUUUUACAGUCGCCGGAAUUAUCGAUUCGACAUUUUUUACAAUUUCCGAACUCGUUAAAAAACAUCAGAUUGGAAAACUAACCUAA